Molecule: messenger RNA, 570 nt
Organism: Peronospora matthiolae
Lineage: Eukaryota; Oomycota; Peronosporomycetes; Peronosporales; Peronosporaceae
Source: the annotation of a GenBank genome assembly
AUGGCAGAAGGGAUUGACACUUUGCAAUCCCUGUACUCGCGUUCGGGUAAGUCGUUUUCCAACGGCCCCUCUUCGAACGCAGCGGGUGGGUCUCUUCAUACUGCUCGACGAGACCCAGGACAUCAACAAUCAGCUGGGCACGAGGCUCCCAGCUGUCCCACGCUGGUGGAUAGCCACGCCAGCGGACGAGGUAACUCGUCCGGACGACAUUCACGUCGCGGUGGUUCAAAAUACGCUCCACUAGAAAGCGUUGACCACCGCAUGAGUCCACCUAAAGAUGUGGUGGCGGCGGGAACACCUGAUCCGGCUCGAGGAUCCGAUCAGCUUGAUGUUCAGGAGCUGAACCGUCGCAUGAACGUUCGACUCAUUUUCUUCGUGACGAGCUGGCUGCAGCUCGUCGAGACAUCGCUGAGCUGCGUGAACAGGUCGCUCCCGCUAGUAGACCAGACUGGCUCGUUGAAACGGGACCACUCGAGGGUGGUCUUGGCUCUCGACCGCGGAGGUGUUCUUCGCAUCUCGAAACGGGCUCGUAAUGAUAGUACGGGCGGAGACGACCGACGUCAAACGUAG